Messenger RNA from Musa acuminata AAA Group (dessert banana), 1294 nucleotides. Its product is annotated as probable serine acetyltransferase 1. Bases 127 to 1026 code for a protein of 299 amino acids. The record is from RefSeq and is a predicted model, not a curated record. Gene Ontology annotation, molecular function: L-serine O-acetyltransferase activity. NCBI's taxonomy places the organism in Eukaryota, Viridiplantae, Streptophyta, Magnoliopsida, Zingiberales, Musaceae. The transcript has a single exon. Gene Ontology annotation, cellular component: cytosol; cytoplasm.
CUGCCACCACACAACUUGAAGGUCAUACACGCACAUUUGUCCUCUGCCGCCGCCGCCGCCUUCUCCUCCUCUGGCUUUGCCAUCACGAUACUCGCAUAGAGAGAAGAGAGAGAGAGAGAGAGAGAGAUGCCGGCGGGCCAGGUGAACCAGAACGGCGUUGGCCCUACGGCCGCGAUGGUGCCGACAUACCCACCGCCGGAGUCGGAGACGGAGGAGUCGUGGGUGUGGGCGCAGAUCAAGGCGGAGGCGCACCGGGACGCGGAUUCGGAGCCAGCGCUAGCGAGCUUCCUGUACGCGACGGUGCUGUCGCACCCCUCCCUGGCCCGCUCCCUCGCCUUCCACCUCGCCAACAAGCUCUGCUCCUCCACCCUCCUCUCCACCCUCCUCUACGACCUCGUCCUCCACUCCUUCUCCUCCUCUCCCUCCCUCAUCUCCGCUGUUGUCGCCGACCUCCUCGCCGUCCGUCACCGCGACCCCGCCUGCGCCUCCUUCUCCCACUGCCUCCUCAACUACAAGGGUUUCCUCGCCGUCCAGGCUCACCGCGUGUCCCACCACCUCUGGACCCAGAACCGCCGCCCCCUCGCCCUCGCCCUCCAGUCCCGCAUCGCCGACGUCUUCGCCGUCGACAUCCACCCCGCCGCCCGCAUCGGCAAGGGCAUCCUCCUCGACCACGCCACCGGCGUCGUCGUCGGCGAGACCGCCGUCAUCGGCAACAACGUUUCCAUCCUCCACCACGUCACCCUCGGCGGCACCGGCAAGGCCGUCGGGGACCGCCACCCCAAGAUCGGGGACGGCGUCCUCAUCGGUGCUGGCGCCACCAUCCUCGGGAACAUCCGCAUCGGCGAGGGGGCCAAGAUCGGGGCCGGAUCCGUCGUGCUGAUCGACGUGCCCCCCAGGACCACCGCCGUUGGGAACCCCGCCCGACUCGUCGGGGGGAAGGACAAGCCCGCCAGGCACGACGACCUGCCCAGCGAAUCCAUGGAUCACACAUCCUUCAUCCAGGAGUGGUCCGACUACAUCAUCUGACCUCCUUGGUUGUGCCCCUUCUCUCUUCUCUCACCUUCAUCUUGUUGCUUCUGAUGCUACAUCGUAACAAGUAACUGGCUCUCUUCCAGCUAUCAUCCGCUUCUGUUUCUUCUUCUUAUCUACAUAUGCUGUCAGACUGCCAUGAAUUACUUAUAUGAGGACCUGUAGUAGGUCAAAAGUAAUACAUUAAAUCGUUGUAUCUUCUUAUUGUGUUUUGCUCUUAUCUGGGCUGGAUAACUAUAACAUGAUUAAGUGACCUUUUGUAUCA